GUGCUUGAAGGCGAGGGCGGAGCCGCGAGACCUUCAUGACUGACAGACAGACUCCUCGAGGGUCGAGGGGCGCUGUCAAUCUCGUUCUGAAAUUCUCGUGGGACGGCGAGAUCGUUUGACAGGAAUUUGAGUAUCGAUCAAGAAUUUGUUGAAGAGUUUUCACGGCGAUCGAUCGAUCUUCGGUGGAGUUUUUCGCGAAUGGAGAGCUUGGAGGAGUAUCCGGUGGUGGAUAAGGAGAGUCGGGAGAAGGGAGGGCGGAAUGCGAGGAAGUUGAGGAUUUUCGACGAGAAAAUGCGGAACUUGUGCUGGCAAAAGGCGGACGUGGUUCCAGGGCGACACCCCGAGCGAUGGCGGAAGGACGGUGCUGGCAACGUGGUCUGUCGCAGUUUGACCCGGUGCACGGGCUGCCUUUGCUAUGAGUAUGACCAUAUCCAGCCCUACUCUAAAGGUCUCUCCCUGAUUUCCUUGCCGAUGGUCAUCACCCCGAGGACUCUCUUUGGGCUUGUCUCCGAUGAAGUCUUUGCUUGCAGAAACCAGGCCUGAAUCCAAGAAGCCUAGUCGCACUCCCAAAAGCAUCGUGAUCGUCAUCGUGAUCGUGUAGCUAUUCUUGUUGGAAUUGGAGCUUCGAGUUUCGACCCCGAGAACCUCUUUGCUGACAGCUUUCACCUAAUCUGGAAUCUUGCUGCAAUCUGGAAGGCGGGGAGACUGAUGUGAGCAACUGUCAAAUUCUUCAGUCGCGUGUCAAUCGAUUGAAGAGCGACAAAGACGAUCUCGGCAAGCAGGAUUUACAGCAGUAUUCCUGCAAUAUAAAGUUUGGAGAGAAGGAGCUGGAUCUCAUAGAGAUGGCUGUGUACGGCAACGUGGAACGCCCAGGAAUGCAGUGCCGAUGUAAGAGCGUGGCCGAAACCCUGGGGACAUCGUUAUCGAAAGCCAAAGGCCCUCAAAUGUCAUGUGAGCUGCCCUACAAGAGCACGAGCUAGCGCAGCGAGCUCGAGUUAGCAACGGAUUUGGUCUGAUGCACGAGACAUUGGACUUCAUCGUCAUUCUGUCAGAGAUUCGAAACCGCCGCUCGCCGAGAUAUUCUCUCUGCUGAAGAGUAUGUUGUUACCACAGAGUUAAACCUCCCAAUAAUGACAUAUAUUGGUACUUGGGUUUUACGUCAAGGUGUCGGUCACAAGAGUAAAGUGGGUAUAACCUCCUAAUAGUAACAUACAUUGGUGUUAACAUUAAAUGGUGUUAACAUUAAAUGUCAUUGUUGGGAGGUGCAUAAUUUUAAUUUAAUCUCCUAAUAGUAACAUUAGGGUGUUGGGGUUAGAUGUCAAUAUUGGGAGGUGCCAAUUAACAAAAUUAAAAUUUCAUAGAAUUUUUAUCUUGCAUUGCAUCAACCCUAAGAUAUUAUAUAAAUUUGUUAUUUGGUUUCAAAAUGGCAUUCAUUUCCACAUCUGUAUGGUCAACAUGGACAUUAUAAUUACAUUUAAAUUUAGAUUAAUACACACACAUCUGAGUGAAACAAUUAAUGAUAAUAUAUGUAGCAAAUUAUGGGUUUAGGGUUAAAACCUAAACCCUUAGUUAAAUCUAGAAAGUGUGAAUUGUUGAGAUAUAACUUUAAAUAUAUUUAUGACACAUUUUUGUAAUCUCAUAACUAUGUAUUGUGAUAAUGAUAGAAAUUUUUAUUUUGAAAUUGUCACUAUUGUAUAAUAUCAUGUCACUAUUGGGAAUAGUGACGUACCGUUAUUAUUGAACAGAUUCACACGUUAGAAACUAAUGGUUUUGGGAUUUUAUGUCACUAAUGAGAGUAUGUCACUCAUAAGAGGUGACACUAUGGGGAGGUUUAACUCUGUAUAUUGACACGAUUUCAACAUAAUGCCGUAUCCGAGAUCGGGUCGAGAGCAUUCCCCCGGGAAUCCCCCGGGAAUAGAUAACUUACUUCCGGAACAGGGGGUGAAACAGGGGGACAACCGGAGGAAUCCGCUGGUGCACUCUUGCUAAGAGGGGGCUACACCCGGAGGAUUUUAAGGGUUAAACCCGGGGACACCCGUUGUAAAUGUCAUUUUAUUGAAAAAUUUUUGGGAGCAUUCACACGAAAAUAGCGGACUCAAUAGCUUUCAAUCCACUGGGAACACCCGGAAAUUUUUUCCGAAAAUAUCCGGGCGACCCCGAGAAAUCAAGAAUGCUCUAGUCAGAACGUCGGGGCGUAGCCCCGGACGUUUUGUGGCGCAUUUCCGGGGUCAGCCGGUGGUUCUGAGCCAUGCCUGUCAAACCCUGGUCGAGAGACUGAAGUAGUCGGCCUGCAUCUGUAGGAAUCUUAGUUACGAACGGGAAUAUGUGUAAGUCGAUCGGAGAUGCACAUAUUCAGAGUGCCAAAUCAGUGACUAGGGCCAUUCCCCAGGAAGAUUUAUUUGAACAUCAUACGAUGUCUGGUUUUGAUCCAUGAUGUAGUUGCAUGUCCAUGAAUCCACAGUUUCUAUCAGCUCGGAAGGGUUGUAGACAUCCGCCUAGUUGUUCUAGAUGCAUGGAAUCAUGUUGACUUCAGACAAUUUUCGACAUCUUUCUUUUACUGUGGAAUAGGCCACGUACUUUAAUUAGUACAUGUAAAGUGAUGAAAGUGUUGUAAUAUCUGGUCACUUGGGUACAAUCCACGGGGUAACAGACACGCGUGAUGGCAGAUGUGUCCAGAUUUUAGUUCGCAGUUAUCAUUGCACUCAUAUUUCAGGUGUAAAAUCUCAAUCAUGGUUUUACUCCUUUUCAAGUGGACCGAGCAGCAUCGGAUGGACUUCAGAGUAACACGAUGCAUAAAAUAUUCAUGGAGACAGACAUGUUGGUUCGUCUGGACCUUUUUUAUUUGACCAUAUGCGGUCAAAUAAAUUACUUUACAUGGAAUGCAGUUAUCCCAGGGGUCAGUUACGAGGCUGCAUUUUUCGUCCGUGAGACGAUCGAUGCACAGUAUUGGAUCUUCUAUAGUGUUUUCUUCAAAUAUAAUUUUUCUUCUCGUAAUGUGACUCUUCCGCCCGUAAGUUGCCGAUUUUGCAC
Marchantia polymorpha subsp. ruderalis is the source of this 3030-nucleotide messenger RNA. The record is from the annotation of a GenBank genome assembly. Lineage: Eukaryota; Viridiplantae; Streptophyta; Marchantiopsida; Marchantiales; Marchantiaceae.